AUGGCGGAACAAAAGUCGGUCGCGAUUGUUGGUGCGGGCAUCUUUGGCUUGUCCCUGGCCGUGGCUUUGAGACACUCUGUGACUGUAUUCGACCGAUAUCGAUACGACGAGUCGACGUACGCCCCCGACCAUGAUUCCGACAUCCAAGCUGCCUCGGUCGAUCACAACAAAAUUUUCCGAGCUUCAUAUGGAACCAAGAUCCAUUACCAACGUCUUGCAGUCGAGAGCCGGCGCGCGUGGGAAGCAAUCGACGAGACAACCCGCAACGACAAUUCAUCUUCACCCCUCUUCAAUGCUUGUGGAAUGCUUCGCGUCCAACCGACCACGCAUCUCGGCGCUCUGGAACGUGAAACCCUGAGUAACAUGGAGCGGGAUGGAAUCAGAGAUACCCAGUUCGUCAAGAGUAACCCCGAGGACAUCAAACGCGCUCAAGAGCGUGGCUGGGAUCAGAAGCUUCUCAACUUCAACAUCCCAGAUACGUCGCCGCAGGAAACGUUUGAGGCAGUCUUAGAUUCACUUGCCGGCUUCAUGCGAUGUAGUCGAGCAUGUGCCUACUUUUAUAAGGAGGCGGUCGCACAGGGAGUCACAUUUCACUUCGGUCCAGAGAAUGGCGCCUUUGACGGCUUGGUCGAGGAGAGCGUUGGCGAGUCUAAGAAGGCGAUUGGACUAACGACCAAGGAUGGCAAGUUCCACAAGAGUGACGUUACAGUCAUUGCAGCGGGCUCGUUUUCAACCCAGCUGUUGCCAGAGCUGUCGUACCACAUCGAGUCCUCGUCAGGAAGCGUCGUCACGUACAAGAUAUCCACGACUGAUGCGGAAUUGUGGGAGAAGUACUCACCCGAGAAGUUUCCUGUCAUCACAUGGAAAUGUGCUCCUCGGGACAAGCAAGGAAAAGACAUGGGGAGCGUUUACGUCUUUCCUCGGACACCUGAAGGCCUGAUCAAGAUUGGAUACCGCGGUAUCAAGUUUACCAAUUUCCAACCAGCUCCUCCAGAGUGUGGUUUCACACAAGACGGGAAAUGGUCAGUUCCUUUGCCGGCCAAAGAGUCUCGUCUUGUUCCAGAGCCUGCUAGAGAGGCCAUUCAGACGUUUGUAUCCAUUUUUCUGCCCGAGUUUGAACACAAAGACUUCUUCUCGACCAAGCUCUGCUGGUACACAGAUACCCUAGAUAACUCCUUUCUGAUCGACUACGUCCCCGCAUACACCGAAAACUCAGUCUUCGCUUGCACAGGUGGAAGUGGACAUGGGGCCAAGUUCCUUCCAGUUCUUGGGAAGCAUGCAGCGGACAUUCUCGAGCAUGGGGAUGAAAGCACCUCGUACAUGCGCCCCUAUUGGCGAUGGCGUGAAGACGCGCGUAGAGGCAACGGACUGGAGGAGGGUCCAAAUGGGCCACGAAACAUUGGUAGAGGCUAG
This is a messenger RNA of Fusarium vanettenii 77-13-4, 1413 nucleotides long. RefSeq lists its product as uncharacterized. Bases 1 to 1413 code for a protein of 470 amino acids. The transcript is spliced from 7 exons. The record is from RefSeq and is a predicted model, not a curated record. NCBI's taxonomy places the organism in Eukaryota, Fungi, Ascomycota, Sordariomycetes, Hypocreales, Nectriaceae. Gene Ontology annotation, molecular function: sarcosine oxidase activity; flavin adenine dinucleotide binding.